This is a messenger RNA of Coregonus clupeaformis (lake whitefish), 6328 nucleotides long. RefSeq names its product protein shisa-7. Gene Ontology annotation, biological process: regulation of short-term neuronal synaptic plasticity; regulation of AMPA receptor activity. The coding region runs from base 3581 to 5611 and encodes 676 amino acids. Gene Ontology annotation, cellular component: dendritic spine membrane; postsynaptic membrane; AMPA glutamate receptor complex. The transcript has 7 exons. The record is from RefSeq and is a predicted model, not a curated record. NCBI's taxonomy places the organism in Eukaryota, Metazoa, Chordata, Actinopteri, Salmoniformes, Salmonidae.
ACCUCCUUAGCAAAGGGGGAGCGCAUUGAGGAUUGUAGUCACAGCUAAAAGGAAAUAGCAAUAUGUGAUUAUCUAAAUUAUAGCAGAAAAUAUAUUUUCAGACGCGCUCCCUCUUGUUUUUGAUUUUACUAUUCUGCGAUUUUCUAUGUCUAUUCAGAGAAAAAUUAAUUUCAUCCUCACCUGGAAUUACAAUGAAAAAUGUAGGCAUGGUCAAUUAUUUUCCGGGAAUCACAAAGAUCCAACGUUGGUGAAUGGACAACUAAGACAACCGGUAAAGCUAUCUUUUGAACACUUUAAUGAACCAAAUCUGAUUCAUUGUCUUCUGCAUAACUUCAAAGCUUGAAAACGGAUUUCCACAGUCCCAUUCGACUGGAUAGAUGAACAUGACUCUCGCAAUUUAGAAACAUGGUGACGGGCCUGACGGCCGCAUCUAAAUAAGGAUCAUCAUCGUAUUGCCCUUCUGAAUACAACCAGCGACACAUAGUGUCAAUUUAGAAAAAAGGAAUAAAGAAGUUGAAGAAAUUUGAAAAGAACAGAAAGAACCUCAAACCUGGAUUACAUCAUCAUUACUGUCUUGGCCAGGUGGAACAACUAGGGGGAUGUUCUCCCCUGCUUUUGAUCCAGAGGCUGUUUGCUAAUUACAACGGGCUUUCUACAUCCCUUUUUUUGUUUUCUUUCUUUGGGGGGGGAUUUUGGACCUUAAUUUGCACAGACUGUUUUUCUUUCUUACCUGUUUUGUUUUCAAGCGAGACCAAAACCAGUGCCAAACAAACUGUGCCAAGGAAAAAGCAAAAUAUCGACAACAACAAAGCUAUCAAAAAGUCCCAUUUAUCAUUCAUACCUUAUAUUUCAGUUAGUGUCAUCUUGAGUUCAUACAGUGUUCAGAUUCAAUAUCAAAAUACAAAUUUUUAAUUAGUCUCCCUAACACAUAAAAUACACAUUUCAGAUCCCUAUUACAUGAAAAUAGCAUUGAAGCUCAUAGCAUACAUAAACUCAUAACAUUCUAUCAAUACAAAUAUAGUUAGAACCAAAUUGUGGAGAGUUAGCCUAAUGCCUGUAGAGAGGUGUUAAACGUACAUUCAUUGUCCUUCGUCAGUGUUAAAACAACUAUUCUGCUUCUAAAAUCUUUCAGAUUUGGACGAAUAGUGCAUUAUUGGUUCAAAGUGCUUUAUAAACUAAUCUUUAAUGGAUGGCCUGCAUUUGUUUGUAGUGCAUUAGCUGGAACAUGGUAAGCAGUGAUAACUCACAAACUUACUCGGGCUCUGACAGCUCGGCCCCAGAGCGAUCAAUCGAACUGGGCUUUGACUGACUGAUGGGCAACACAAGUCACAUAAACAAGAUAAAUUCACCUUGCUGCUAUUCUAUCGCUCAUUUGCUUAUCCAUCGCUCCUCCAUUUUUUUCUUAUUUUCUGUCAGAAUCUCUCCAUCAUUCUCCCAUACAGCACAUGUAGGCACACCACAUUUAACAAUCUGAAAAGCCCCCUUUUUCCUUUUAACCCGAAUGAUAUUCAAACCCUUGUGUUCGUCUUUUCUUCAUCUCAAAACAUGCAACACAGCCCCUGAGCGUAUCGAUGUUGUCUUUCAAAAGAGAUAAACUUGAACACUUACUAAAGAAACACUUAAGCCAUAUUACACCAGCCAUACGAUGACCAAACAUUUAGAACUAUCAUCUCACUAUGUUUAAGAUUUCUUUGCACCGACAACAUCUCAUAUAGUGACUUUCAAAUAUAGGUGCGCUCAUACAUUCAGGGAUACAGUGAAGAGCUUAUAUGAUACUAGGAUACAUUUCCAUUUAUUUAUUUUUACAAGAAAAUAGCUUAUAAAGCUAUUCAUAUUAGAUUGUUCUACGUUUCUUUUUUAGGUCACAAUUACUAUGUAUCUGUAGUCAUCAGCCCAGGUUAGGUUAGGCUGGAAAGUGACCAUAUCAUAGUGUACAUUUUCUCCACAUAUUCUGCAUUGAACGAAUGAAUCCAGACAUUUUCAUGUCUGUUCUGUGGGCAGAGCCGCGCUGUCCUGCCAGAACCGGGCCCAAGCCCACCUUCGUUCUAUUCUGUUGGGCCGAGUUAAACUCAGAGCAGAGACACUCACGCAAGGGGAUCAAACGCACAUAGAUCCUUAGCCCCAUUUCGUCCCUCCUUCCCCUCUCACCUUUUCCUAAUUCAUCAAACAAUUUUUGUACUAUCUCCGGCUGCCUUUAUUCAUUUUGUCCAUCACUCACUGUGUUAUGUCUUAGUUUUCCCUUUCUCACUAAGUUAGGUGUGAAUUGUGUGGUCCCAGUCUGCCUCAACUAUAUAUGCUGCUUGGUACAUUUCUGCAGUACCCACUUUCACCGGACCUUGUGACAGGCCUUUGUGAUUGGUCCUUGUCUCAUAUUGCAAACCUUGUAGGCUUCCAACCACUGUAUUUGAGUGAGAAUUUUGAAUCCCAAAUCUCUCUGAAAAAUAUUUCCUCAAUUUAGUUUAUUUGUGAACAAAUAGAAAGUUCAGUGCAAAAUAAAUGUCCCUAGGAAGCUAAUACUGUUAAUAAACUGCCAAAUCUGUUCAAGCGCAUUUAUUGAUAUGAUGAAUUAGAGACACCUAAAGCUGCCAGAACAAUUGUUUACAAUUCACGCAAAGAGCUAGAAAUGGGACUUUAAAAAAGUUAAAAUAGCUUUUGACUAAAGUUUUACAGAAAGGUUUGCGGGUCAAAUACCUACAACAGAAAACUGAAGUGCCAAUUCCAAGUGAUAAUACGAAUAAGCAUAGAUGAAAAGUACUCAAAUAAAGUUGACAUAUAACGCUUAAUGUUUACAGAGUACACCUUCCCUUCAAAGAGGAUUUGCUAGCUACAUUAUUCAUAACUUUGUGCCAUAGGUCAGUUGAGUUCAAAAGACUCAGAAGGGUUCGAAACGUUUACACAUUGAUUUUGUUUACAAGACAAUACUGCCUAUCAGAAAGAAAGACAACCCAUACUUGCCAUUUUGGCGAGGUCUGCACAGUAGAGACCACAAAAUUAUCAAGAAAGUCCAAUAAUUUCUCUUACCAUUCCAUAAAAUAACACUUAAUUGACUGGUGUUUACAAUAUAUCAAUUUUCCAGCAUCCUUAUCAUUCUGUUUUGUUUUUGUGUGCUAAGUUGAAGUUGUCGAGACAAACUUCAAAUAGUCAUAAGUAUAGCCAUAAUAUAGGCCAGUAUUUCUAAAAAGUAGAAAUAAAGAAAUAGAUAAACCUCAAUGUUUACAUAAGCUGCUUACGAACAAUAAUGGAUUUGUAUUGAGAGCUUGAGAGAUAUGUUUACAUAAAUACAUACAAGUUACAUGCCACAUAUAUUGCUUGAACAAACAAAAAAUCCCUCAAAAACUAAGUAAAAACCUCCACACUAGUGUAUGUACUGUACAUGGAAGCACUAACAAAGGAUUAGUUUACCAUAUUUAAGUUGAAACCUUGAGUGUAAGCUUUUUAUAUUUUUACACUUACACGUAAGUGAAAUUCUAAGAAGAAGGAGAGGAGAACACUAUCCCUCUUGGAAGAGGACCUUCAUAUUUGAACAUUUGACGGGCCUUUUAUCUUUUACAUUGGCUCAGAAACGCUGAAACUUUGAAAAAUGAGGCCUAGAACCUACAGAAGGAUGUUCAGCACCUCCCUCAUAUUUUUCCUUGUGUCCGGCCUCGUCCUUUCUGCUGUGACCAUCACCACAGAGCGCCGCUCAUCCAAUGGCGGCCUCAGCGGCACCACCCUGUUCCUCCUCACCGGCUUUGGGAACAAACCGAUGCCGCCGCCCCCAGGGGGGGCGAAGGUGGCGCCUAAAGUGGCUGAAAUGGAGGACGCUCAGGACAGUGAGCCGAAAGUACCCGAAACGCUCCCAAAGCCCCUCCCCCAGAUCAAGCUCCCUCAGAACAUGACGGCAGCUGACGCCCUCAAACCUCCGCUGGGGGCCGCCCAGGUAGCUCCACCCCCCCGGCGCCUGGUGGAUGUGGACAUGUGCCGGGCCUACUACGACGUCAUGGGCCAGUUAGACAGCACCUUCAACUGCUCCAAGGGGACCUACAUCUACUGCUGUGGCACCUGCCACUACCGCUACUGUUGUGACCACCAGCGUAGCCGCCUGGACCAGGAGUCAUGUAACAACUACAACUCACCCGGGUGGCUCGACACACCGCCAACGAACACCCCACCCCCGGGGAACCGGGGUGACCCAGACUCAGAGCAGCUGCAGCAGCAGAGCAACAGCACGGCGUACGUGAUCGGAGGGGUGAUCUCCUUCACCCUAGUGGUGGCAGUGGGCAUCAAGGUGGCCUUCCACAAGAUAUCACGACGACCCCGGAACAGAGACAUCAACAUGCCCAGAGCCCUGGUGGACAUCCUACGGAGCCAGGCCAGUCCAGUCCAACAGGGGGAGAGGAACAACAGCACCGUCCUGACCACCUCCAUCACAGGAGACAGCCUCGGUCGUCCCCCCAAGAACCUCUACACCCCGGUGAUCCAGAGCAAAGACAACCGCAUUGGCAACUUGCACCACAAUUUUAUCCAGGUGUCUGGUUCCAGUCCCAAACACUCGGCUACUAAGGAGCGCUUGCCCCGCAUCAACAAUGCCCAGCUGGCCUCCACAGGGACCAUCCUCACCAGCAAGCACAACAACAGCUCUGGCCUGCACUCGCACUCGCACCCGCAUCCCCCUUUCUCGCACUCCUUCCACAACCUGGCCCAGCUGCCCCCCUCCUAUGAGGCAGCCAUGAAACCUGAGAUCAACCGCUACAGCUCCCUGAAGAGGCUCGAGAAAGAUCUGGACGACUACUCUGGCUACUACACAUCAAAGCGACGGCCUAACAACGCCCCUCCGUCUUUCCACUCCUCCCAGCACCACCUCCACUGGGGUGGUGACUACACUCUUGGAGCCAGGGGCACCCUCCCCCUCCACUCCUCCCGGCCACGGAUCCACGUGCCCACAUCCACCCCCAACCCCUACCCUCUGCCAGCCCAGUCGUUGGGGUACCAGGCCGCCUUCGACAAGCCCCCACGGAGGGUCAUGUCCCAGGACCAGCUCCUGGCGCUCGGUGAGGGCAACACCCUCUCCAGACUCUCUAAGAACCAGCAGCACCAGUACUACAAGGCUAUGACCACCAGCAAGAGCUCCACCUCACAGACGCUUCGUAAGUCCCACGAGAGACUCCUAGUCUCGCCCGACCGUCUGGAGGAGAGGAUGGGGGGCAUGGGCAUGCCAGGGAUGGGCGGUAUGGGGGGCAUGGGUGACUUUGGGGGGAUGGGGGUCCCGACCAUGGGAUGCCUCAGCCACAAAGCCCAAUCACAGCAGAACGUCUGCGUCACACCCUCGCUGGACCGCCAUCACAUGAUCAAGAUGAACUCCCACCCCACAUCGGGCCAUGAGCUGGAGAGGAGCACGGCGGGCCACCCGGCAGGAAGCUGGGGGGACCCUCAUGGGCACGGACCAGGGGCCGGGGUAGGGCCAGGGAGCGGGGCGGGGACCAUUGGGGGCCACAACGCACGGAGGAUGGCAUUCGCCAACAAGAGGCAGAACACCAUCGAACAGCUCCAAUACAUCCCUGGGGGCGGAGGAGGAGGAGGGGGAGGGGGCCAGACGUUGAGGACGGCUAGUAAGAACGAGGUGACCGUGUGAGAGAGUAGAGACGACGGAGAAGGAGAGAUGAAGGUCGCGUUGAGAAUGUUCAAGCUGAAAGUGUUCACACAGAAAGAAAAGGAAGAGGAAGGAAAGGUCAAUUGGGGCAUGAUGGAAAGAAAGGUGAAUAGAAGGACAAACAGAGGAGAGACAUGGGCAAGCUGAUGAGAGAGAAGGAUAUGACGAGGACAAUGCGUCCCAACAACCGCCUGUUUUUAAGUCCAGAGAAGGAAAGACCUGAGAGAAGAGUGGAUCACAUUGUUACCUGUUGCUAGGAAACACAUAAAAGGGCAAUGAUAGAAAGAAACCAUUGAGAAAAUUGAAUUAUUAGAGGGAAUUUUGAAGGAAGCCCAUUGAUUUGAUUAUUGGAAAAGAUCAUAUUCAGCUAUAUUGUUGAGGAGGGAGAAAGAAAAAGGGGCCAUGUAUAGAGCAAAAAAUAAACAAUUUCAAAAAGUUUUUUGUGCACUUGAAAAAUGAUCCUACAUGAUGACUUUUACUAGUGGAUCCUGCUUGGGUCAAAAUGAUUAAAUGGUUAUUGAGUUUCUUGUUGUGAAGCCUGUAGCUGCUCUGACAGAGAGAACAAACCUGUCUUUGAAUCUGAACAGACACAGAUGUCAAUGGAAUACACAACAAUUUGAUGGUUGUUUGACUUUUGUAAAAAAUACAAGACUGUAAAUUGUUGUUUUUUGUAAAAGAAUAAAGCCCUGUUGGACAGUA